Messenger RNA from Nothobranchius furzeri (turquoise killifish), 803 nucleotides. RefSeq names its product cytidine deaminase b (gene cdab). The record is from RefSeq and is a predicted model, not a curated record. Lineage: Eukaryota; Metazoa; Chordata; Actinopteri; Cyprinodontiformes; Nothobranchiidae. Gene Ontology annotation, cellular component: cytosol. Gene Ontology annotation, molecular function: cytidine deaminase activity; zinc ion binding.
ACAUUUAAAGCUGAGCCACAAUGAGCUCAUUCAGUCAAAAUCAGGUCUACAAAACGCCAAGAGCCACUAUGGAUGGAGUCAACUCCCGACGGGACAUCACUGUUGUCAGUCGCUCCAGGGACCUGAGCCAAGAAAUGGUUAAAAAACUGAUUCAUCAGUCGCAGGAGGUAAAGACGCAAUCUUACUGCCCUUACAGCAAAUUCCGGGUGGGAGCUGCUGUCAUGACCCUCGACAACUGUGUGUUUACAGGGUGCAAUGUAGAGAACGCGUGCUACACUUUGGGACUGUGUGCUGAAAGGAACGCCAUCUCGAAGGCCGUGUCAGAAGGAUACAGGAGUUUCAAGGCCAUUGCAAUCGCCAGUGACUUAUGCGACCAGUUCAUCUCUCCAUGUGGGGGCUGCAGACAGUUCAUGAGAGAGUUUGGGUCCAAUUGGGACGUUUACCUGUCCAAGCCUGAUGGAUCGUAUCAAAAGCGGACGGUGGACGAGCUGCUGCCCCUCUCGUUUGGUCCUGAGGAUCUAUCCAUGAACAAAGUGUUUAGCUGAACAUGCUGUAGUGAUACAGCAUGCUUCAUAUGUGUUUAGCAGCAGUUAUAUUUAUGGUGAGAAGUUUGUUCUCAUGCCGUCUCUAAAUUAUAUUUAAAUCAACUGCGAGAGGGAAAAAUAUUAUUGAUGCAAUGAUUUCAUGUCUACUUCCUCAGUAGCAUUAAAUGCACGACUUAUGUUGGUAAAAAUAUUUAUUGGUUUAAAGAAGCAUGACAGAAACGAAUGGUCACACAUUUUAAUAAAUAGUUUUUAAAUGGA